CCUUCGCUUCUCCCCACGCGAAUCCACCCACCCGCCCGCGCACUCGCCCGCCCUCACCUCCCCGCGAAGCCGGCGGCGGCAUAGUAGCGAUGGACGGCGCCGAGGCGCGGGACCUCCAGGCGCAGCUCGCCGCGGCCGUGCAAGCGCUCAACCACGGCGCGCACCCGUCCGCGCGCCUCGCCGCCAACCAGUGGCUCCUCGCCCUGCAGGGCUCGCCGCAGGCGUGGGCGCUGGCGGCCUCGCUGCUCGCCUCCCCGGACCCUUCCCUGCCCGCCGACCUGCUCUUCUUCGCCGCCCAGAUGCUCCGCCGGAAGAUCCAGUCACCUAGCGCGCCGCUCCCGGACCCUGCGGCGCAGCUUCUCGACGCGCUCCUCCUGGCGGCCCGCCGGUUCUGCCUCGGACCCCCGCGGCUGCUCACACAGAUCUGCCUGGCCCUCGCGGCGCUGGCGCUCCGCGCCGAGGGAGGCGUCGACGGCCUCUUUGCGCGGAUGCAGCACCUGCCAGACCCAGCCCUGCUGGAGCUGCUCACUGUGCUCCCCGAGGAGGUGGCGCAGGACCAGAGCGGUGACACGGGGGUCAACGCCGCCGCACGGUGCAGGUUCACGCGCGAGCUGCUCGCGCACGCCCCUGCGGUGCUCAAAUUCCUGCUCGCACAGUCUGAGAAGCCGGACGGCGCUGACGGGGUCUCCCUCCACGAGCGCAGCCGCAGAGUCCUGCGAUGCCUACUGAGCUGGGUCCGCGUCGGAUGCUUCUCGGGAAUGCCGGGAGCCGAGCUCGCUGCGCAUCCACUUCUCACGUUCGCGUUCAACUCCCUGCAGGUUUCCUCCUCGUUUGACGUGGCCAUAGAGGUUAUGACAGAGCUUGUCAGCCAGUACCAAGAUUUACCUCAGGCUUUUCUAAGCAAGAUUCUGCAUAUCAGGGAAGUUCUUCUUUUACCAGCUCUAGCCAACAGAAGUGAGAAGGUUAUCGCUGGUCUUACUAGUUUGAUGUGCGAAGUUGGUCUGGCAGCACCUGCUUUGGUUGCAGAAGGGAGUAAUCAAGCAAUUGCUCUUUCUGAUGCACUUUUGAGAUGUAUAGCAUUUUCUAGUGAAGAUUGGGAGAUUGCAGAUUCCACCUUGCAAUUUUGGUGCAGUUUGGCACAUUUUCUUCUUGGUAUUGAUGUGCAAGCAGCCAAAAGGAAUGCCACACGAGAGUUAUUUCUACCUGUGUUUUCUUCACUGCUAGAUGCUCUUCUAUUUCGUGCUCAGAUUACUGACACUGAUGGAGUAUCUACAAUACCCGAUGGACUAGCACAGUUCCGACUAAACUUGGAGGAGCUUCUUGUUGAUAUUUGUUUGCUUCUAGGUGCCCCCGCAUAUAUUAAUAAGCUUCUUUCUGGUGGUGGAUGGGGUUUGUCUACCCAAUCAAUUCCUUGGAAAGAGGUGGAAGUUAGAAUGUACGCACUUAGCAUGGUGUCUGACACAAUUUUACAAGAUGGAAGUCCCUUGGAUUUUUCAAUCAUAAUGCAUUUCGUGAACAUUCUGUCCAGCAGAACACCUGCUGAACUGAAUGGAUGUCAUUUCUUGGUAUACAAAUCGUUUGGCGAUGUCAUUGGUUCUUAUUCAAAGUGCUUAUCGUCUGCGAAAAGCAAUAUUAAACCAUUACUCCUAUUCUGUGCUUCAGGAAUUGCAAAAUCUGUAUCAGCAAAUGCUUGCUCCUUAGCUUUGCGUAAACUUUGUGAGGAUGCCUCGUCAUUCAUCCAUGAUCCUCAAAAUCUAGAAAUUCUUUUCUGGAUUAGUGAGGGUAUGGAUGAAGGGAACCUGCGGAUAGAGGAUGAAGAAGAGAUCAUUAGUGCUAUUACACAUGCUCUAUGUUCCGUUCUUGAUAAAGAGUUGAGGAAAAGUUCGCUGUCCAGGUUACUUUGUUCAAGCUAUUCAGCUGUUAAAAAGAUUAAUGACGUAGACAGAGAUCAAUCACUAAGGCAAGGCCCUGGUGCUUACACACAAGCCUUGAACCUUGCAGUUCGUGGACUUCACAGAAUGGGCGCUUUGUUCAGUCAUUUGGCAGCAUCGGUUGCAUCUGGUCUGAUUGAUGAUGAUACAAUUUCGGUUCUUCUCGGUAUAUUCUGGCCACUCCUUGAAAAACUUUCCAAGUCAUCUCAUAUGGAGAAUACUAGUUUAUCUGCAGCUGCUUGUCGUUCUCUUUCUUCAGCUAUUCAUUCUUGUGGACAACAUUUCCAAAUUUUGUUACCUAACAUUCUGGAAUGCUUAUCUACAAAUUUCUUGCUGUAUCAAAGGCAUGACUGCUUCUUAAAAACAGCUGCUAAUGUAAUUGAAGAAUUUGGCCACAAGGAAGAAUAUAGUGUUGUAUGUGUCAGAACUUUUGAAACGUUUAGCUCUGCAGCUUCACUGUCGAAUUUGAAUUCUUCUUAUACAUGUGAUCAAGAACCCGAUCUAGUUGAAGCCUAUGUGAACUUCACAUCUGCAUUUAUACGCUGCUGUCCAAAGGAAGUUAUCUUUGCAUCUGGCUCACUGCUUGAGUUGUCAUUUCAAAAGGCAGCUAUAUGCUCUACAGCAAUGCACCGAGGAGCAGCACUUGCAGCAAUGUCCUAUUUAUCAUGUUUUCUCGAUGUUAGCCUCACUGCUGUGCUGGAAUCUCCAGAAUGCCUCUCUGAUGGAUCACGUGAUGUGGUGCUAGUUCAAAUUUUGGCACGCUGUGGUGAAGGUCUUAUGUCUAAUGUACUUUAUGCUCUACUUGGUGUCUCAGCCUUGUCAAGGGUGCAUAAAUCUGCAACAGUGUUGCAGCAGUUGGGGGCAUUGUGCAGCCUCUGUGAGAGAACAACAUGGAAGGCUAUUCUUUGUUGGGAUUCCCUUUGUAGGUGGCUGCAGUCAACGGUGAAAUCUUUGCCCUCGGAGUACCUAAGGCAUGGGGAAGCUGAGAUGAUAAUUCAAUUAUGGCUCAAGGUUCUUCAGGAUGCAGCCUCAGACUAUCUUCACAGCAGGACCGUCAGUAAUGGCAGAAACCAUCCUGGUUACAUGCAAGGAAAAGGCGGAAGAACCCUUAAACGCAUAAUUCGAGACUUUGCAGAAAGCCAUCGAAAUAUUCCAAUCCCGUGCCCUGCAUGAUAGCCGGUGGAGUGGCCUUCGACAGUCCUGUUUAGUUUGUUGAAGAAGCUUCCAUGAGCUUAAAGAGGGUCUGUGUUUUGGGGUCACAGUGCAUAAUGUUGAUCCAAGGUUUUAUGUCCGUAUUAUCUUUAAGCUGGCCAAGCAGGAUGUUUGUUGAUUUAUAUGUGAAGACUGGGUUGGGAGCUUUGGCCUGCUUUCUAUGCCAUUUCACUGAAGAAGGGGACGCGAUCAGCCAAGACAGGUUGCUCGGCUGAAUAUUCUUUAUGAAGCUAUCCAGUAUGUUAAUGCAACCCGCUGCACUGAAGAAUGAAAGUUAGAGAUCUAUAUCCCACGCUUGUGCAACGCUUGUUAUUCUUGGAAGCUUGGAAAGAAGAAUAGGGAAGGAACAUGUGAUGGUUGUGCAUAUUAUUCUUUUGCAGUUAGGCUGACGUACAAAAUCAUCUGCAUUAUUUGUUGCAAGAUGCAAGAGGGAUAAGAAUUAUCCUUGGCACUUUAAAAUUUAGGGUAAACAGACUCAAAAACCUUAGUGUGUGGGUUCACUUCCAUGUGUGCCCAUCGCUGCACCUACACCCCAGGAGAGUCAUAAAAACCUUAUUCGGUAUUACAGGGCAAAGUGGCAUUUAGUCAAAUAUAUUAUAAACUGAGGGUUUCGAAGGCAACAUUUUUAGGACUAUGUAUAUUUGUUACUACAUCUGCGUCGCCCCAGCAAAUUUUCACCCAGUGAAUAUGCUGGUUAUUGAAGUCCUCUUAUUUGCCAGAUGGGAGCAUUCCCAAUAUCUUCUGCAUUGAGUUUGGUGUUGAAAAACAAGAAUUGAUCUCUUUGAAACCGUACAUGAAUUUUCAGCUGUCU
Brachypodium distachyon (stiff brome) is the source of this 3954-nucleotide messenger RNA. Its product is annotated as transportin MOS14. NCBI's taxonomy places the organism in Eukaryota, Viridiplantae, Streptophyta, Magnoliopsida, Poales, Poaceae. The coding region runs from base 90 to 3104 and encodes 1004 amino acids. The transcript is spliced from 21 exons. The record is from RefSeq and is a predicted model, not a curated record. Gene Ontology annotation, biological process: protein import into nucleus. Gene Ontology annotation, cellular component: cytoplasm; nuclear membrane.